This is a messenger RNA of Chaetura pelagica (chimney swift), 576 nucleotides long. RefSeq names its product inhibin beta C chain-like. Gene Ontology annotation, cellular component: extracellular region. The coding region runs from base 1 to 576 and encodes 191 amino acids. The transcript has a single exon. Gene Ontology annotation, biological process: SMAD protein signal transduction; BMP signaling pathway. Gene Ontology annotation, molecular function: cytokine activity; growth factor activity. The record is from RefSeq and is a predicted model, not a curated record. Lineage: Eukaryota; Metazoa; Chordata; Aves; Apodiformes; Apodidae.
AUGACUGUGGCCAGUGAGACACGACUGAAAGUACAGAGAGCUGGCUGGGUCACGCUGGAUGUGGGCCAAGCUGUCCGGAGCCUCCUUGGCCAAGGGAGCCAGAGGCUUACUGUGGAGCUGGACGUGGUGGAGAACAGGGGGUCUCCCCUCCUGGCUGGGCACAGUGAUUCCCACUGGCCAUUUGUAGCAGCCCAGGCCCGAGCCAGGACAUCCCACCGGGUCCAGCGGCGUGGCAUUGAUUGCAGUGGGGACUCUAGGAUGUGCUGCCGCAAGGAAUUCUUCAUAGACUUCAAAGAGAUCGGCUGGGAGGACUGGAUCAUCCAGCCCAAAGGAUAUCACAUGAACUACUGUUCGGGACUCUGCCCCCUGCACAUGGCUGGCAUCCCUGGCCUCGCCGCCUCCUUCCACACGGCUGUCCUCAACCUCAUCAAAGCCAACAAUGCAGAUGCAGCAGUGGACUCCUGCUGUGUGCCCACGCAGCGUCGCCCCCUCUCUCUGCUCUACUAUGACCGGGACAGCAACAUUGUCAAGACUGACAUCCCUGACAUGAUUGUCGAUGCCUGUGGUUGUACCUGA